CUCAUCACCCUCUCCCUGGCCCUGGCCACCUCCGUCACCGCAACAAUGAGCUGGUCCCUCGACCGCGUCGCCAACCCCACCGAAGACGAGUCCGACGCCUACAACCGCAUCACCGACGCCAUGAACGCCGCCAUCGCCCGCUGGCAACCCUACUGGCUCGCCAACAAACACUGCACCGUCAGCUACGUGCCCGGCAUCGGCACCGCGGACGGCAAUUACAACGGCAACAUCCGCUUCGGCUCCGAUCGCCAGUACAUGGUCGAGGGUUACGCGCUGCACGAGAUCGCGCACGUGUUGGGUGUUGGAGGGGGGAAUCCGAGGUUUUAUGCGAAUUGUCAGAAUCAUGAGUGGCCGUUGGCGAGUAUGGUGAUUGCGAAGUAUUAUGGGCAAGGGGAGGUGUUGCAUUGUGCGGGGGAACACUUUUAUCCGUAUGGAUUGAAUUUUGCGGAUGAGUUUAGUGAGGAGAAUUAUGCCAGGCAUUGUGAGGUUGUGGAUGCGAUGAUUCGGGAUGGGAUG
Messenger RNA from Zymoseptoria tritici IPO323, 516 nucleotides. RefSeq lists its product as uncharacterized. The transcript has a single exon. NCBI's taxonomy places the organism in Eukaryota, Fungi, Ascomycota, Dothideomycetes, Mycosphaerellales, Mycosphaerellaceae. The record is from RefSeq and is a predicted model, not a curated record. The annotation marks the transcript as partial.